AUGCUGGAGCGUCAUUUUAGAGAUUUACUGCCUCGCGUGCAGAGGAUGGGCAGAGGCGCUGAAGUGAGAUACCUAAACGACAUGAGGAAGUGUAUUCGUGAUGCCUUCAGACACGUUUGCGAGGAAGAGUCUGUGACUUGUCCAGAAAUCGAACGUCGCUUCAGCAUCCAUCGGAAGGAGUACCACAGCCCGUGCCAAAAUCAGAACACGGUAAUUUUUAAUAUAGUAUAUUAG
Parnassius mnemosyne (clouded apollo) is the source of this 234-nucleotide messenger RNA. The record is from the annotation of a GenBank genome assembly. NCBI's taxonomy places the organism in Eukaryota, Metazoa, Arthropoda, Insecta, Lepidoptera, Papilionidae.